Molecule: messenger RNA, 1071 nt
Organism: Colletotrichum gloeosporioides
Lineage: Eukaryota; Fungi; Ascomycota; Sordariomycetes; Glomerellales; Glomerellaceae
Exons: 1
Coding region: 1-1071 (356 amino acids)
Source: RefSeq, a predicted model, not a curated record
AUGGCCACCCAGACAUUCCACCAGUUUCCCAUGCUGCCUGGAGAGAUACGAGACCAAAUAUGGGAUCUCGCAGUUCGCCCGCUCGGCUUCCGAGGCGUCCACAUCUUCAUCUAUAUCGAUGAACACGCCUACGACGGCCAUAAGCCUACUUCUAACACUUUCCCUCGGCACCUAGCAAAGAAGAUGUGCGGCGAUCCUCACCGGUUCGUUGGCGCACCGACUCCCGCCAACGAGACAUCGCCGCGCUCUUGGACCGCGGGAAAUCCGUCAACCUACGCCGUCGACGGAGGCCUCCUCACCGCCUGCAAAGAGUCUUACAUGGCAAUGUGCCGUCGCUAUGAUAUCUACAAAUGGUCCAAGUAUGUUGACGCUUGUCCCAAAGUGAAGGACCCGAUACAUUAUUCGUAUCUACAGGUAUGGGACAUCGUAACGAUGCCUGAAUGGGUGAUAAAGGAUUUCCUACCAUUUGCACCCCGGCUAGUCGGGAGCAGCAGGGUCAACCACAUAGCCCUCGAAUUCGAUACUUCAUUAACCAUCGAUGGCCUCCAAAGAUAUCAGCAUGAAUGGGAACGCGAUUUCGAAGACAAUCUUGUAGGAGUCUACCCUGAUUAUCCUCAUGGCUUGGACAAAACGACUAAGUGGAAAUAUGACGGGCUGGCUACGGCCAUGAAGAGCUGGAGGUCGUCCCCGGAUACGAGGCUCUGGCUCGUGGAUCGUCGACUGCGCCUUAAGCAUACCGCACUCGACGCGAAAAAAUCCUGUUGGGCAUUUGAUGAAAUUGAUGAAAUUGAUGAAAUUGAUGAAAUUGAUGAAAUUGAUGAACCCAGCCACGAGCGUCUCAUUUUUGAGGCCGAAGACAGCUCAUAUGUCGGUCUUCCGAACAUUUGCGCUUGGGAAUUUUGCGAGUACGAAGAUCAGACAAACUUAACGACGAGAAUAUGGGGCUUCAUAUCCGAGUUGGAUGAAAUUGCCGAGCAACAGCUGUUGAUGGAGAGAAACGAACAUUAUCAAAUCGGAGCCCAUGCUGACUUCCAUACUUUCGGUAUUUUGGUCUGUAAGCCUAAGCACUGA